CCCAUCCGUUUCAUUAAAGCUUCUGCUUAACCAUGGCAAACUUCAAGAUCUUCUUUGUGGUUUUGUUCGUAGCUUUUGCAAGCGGUUACGCUUUCAGUUUGGGUAGAAAGGCUGAUCAUGAGGUGAAACGUCAAGAAGAUUACGAAUACCCGGAAUAUGAAUACGAAGAAUACGGUUCAGAGAAUAACCAAACAGGAGAAUACGAAUACCCGGAAUAUGAAAACGAAGACUACGAAUCAGAAAAAAAUGAAACAGGGGGAUUAGUAUUCCGUGAUUUGGAAUCAGAAGAAAACGAUUCAGGAGAUUCCGAAUCAGGAGAUUCCGAAUCAGGAGAAUCAGACGAAUCCGAUGAUUUGGAAAAACGUGACUCAGAAUCAGAAGAAAACGAAUCAGGCGAUUCAGAAUCAGGAGAUUCCGAAUCUGGAGAAUCAGACGAAUCCGAUGAUUUGGAAAAACGUGACUCAGAAUCAGAAGAAAACGAAUCAGGCGAUUCAGAAUCAGGAGAUUCCGAAUCUGGAGAAUCAGACGAAUCCGAUGAUUUGGAAAAACGUGACUCAGAAUCAGAAGAAAACGAGUCAGAAGAAAACGACUCAGGAGAUUCCGAAUCAGGAGAAUCAGACGAAUCCGAUGAUUUGGAAAAACGUGACUCAGAAUCAGAAGAAAACGAAUCAGGCGAUUCAGAAUCAGGAGAUUCCGAAUCUGGAGAAUCAGACGAAUCCGAUGAUUUGGAAAAACGUGACUCAGAAUCAGAAGAAAACGAGUCAGAAGAAAACGACUCAGGAGAUUCCGAAUCAGGAGAAUCAGACGAAUCCGAUGAUUUGGAAAAGCGUGACUCAGAAUCAGAAGAAAACGAGUCAGAAGAAAACGAGUCAGAAGAAAACGAGUCAGGAGAUUCCGAAUCAGGAGAAUCAGACGAAUUCGAUGAUUUGGAAAAACGUGACUCAGAAUCAGAAGAAAACGAAUCAGGCGAUUCAGAAUCAGGAGAUUCCGAAUCUGGAGAAUCAGACGAAUCCCGUGACUUAGAAUCUGAAGAAGACGAAUCCGCAGAAUACCCAGAGUACGAAGAAGAAGAUGAUUCGGCUGAUGUGGAGGUUUUACCUGCGUAAAAUAUGAUGCAAGUUAACGUUUACUACCCAAAAGCUAGUUCAACGGUUCUGAAAGCUUUAUUUAAUGUGUAUUAAUAUAUUUUAAUCAUUCCAGAGAUAAGUAAAAAAAAA
Physella acuta is the source of this 1217-nucleotide messenger RNA. RefSeq names its product dentin sialophosphoprotein. The record is from RefSeq and is a predicted model, not a curated record. NCBI's taxonomy places the organism in Eukaryota, Metazoa, Mollusca, Gastropoda, Physidae.